CUUUUAUAAUUCAUGAGUUCAUUGUUUUAAAAUAUAGAAAUGAGCAUGUGUCCAUUCUAUAUGUUCUUUCUUUGUAUUUUUAAAAUCGAGAACGUUGCAAACCAAAAUCUGAAAUGCCAAUUGGAUGGUCUUGAUUUGACCGUAUAUAAACAAUAUAAUAACAUUUGAAUAAUAUUGUUGUCAAAUACGUGCAUAUACUGUUGAAUUAUAACAAUACAAAAUUAAAAAUAAACUAUUUCAUAAUUUUUGAUAAAAAUAAUAAGAUAUAAACCGUUAUUCAAAAUGUAAAAGGACCUCAUACUUACAAUCUUACAAAAUAUUGGGAUAAAUGUGAAAAGGUUGCUUUUAAAUUGUCGAAUGAUAACAAAUAUUCAACUAACCUUUUAGAAUAAGCCCUAUGACAAAAAUAUGUGAAACUUAAAAAUAAUUUUGGUGUUUUUACUCAACUUAAAAUACACUUAAAUGUAACUCAAUAACUUCAAUAAAACGUACUUAAAAAAUGUGCUCGCCUGGAUUAUUGCUAUCUCAAUUUCUGAAUCUGUUGCAAAAACGCAAUAGUCAUCGCGGCUACAUAAAUAAAUCAUAAAUAUUGAACAUUAUUGAAGAAAUGCACACUAAUAUGACAUCAGAUCGUGGUGGAGGAGGCGGUUCUUGGAGACUACCACCAGAUGAAACUUUGCAGGUGCAAGAUCCAAAGCAAAAAGAUCAUGAUUUCGAUUUGGAUGAAGGUCACAAUUGGCGAAGUAUAAUCUUUUCAUUGCUUGUUAUAAGCUUUGUUGUGGCUGGCAUCGUCACUGCUAUAUAUUUAUUAGGAUAUGUUGAUGAACUUCUGUAUUGGUCGGGUCGCAGAAUGAUAUUAGACGAAUACUUGCAAGGAGAUUUAACACCUAGAAGGUUACCUUCAUCUUGGGUCACGACUCACAAGUAUGUUUUUCAAUCAGAUGAUGGAAGUCUAACAGUCUUGGAUACUACCACAAAUUUAGUAAAAGUAUUGGUAACAAAUCACACUCUUCGUCAACUAAAUGUUCGAGGAUAUGAAUGUUCGAACGAUUUAAAAUAUGUUUUGUUUAGGCAUAACGUAAAAAAAAAUUUUCAGAAAUCAUUUUCCGCAUUCUAUACAAUUUAUGACGUAAACAAUGAUCAUCACACGCCAGUAAAAUUAAAAGACUCAUUAAAAGUACAAAGAACUCGUCUUCAGUAUGCGGCUUGGCUUGGCAAUACGACUGCAAUAAUAUUUGUAGUGAAAAAUGAUAUUUUUAUCCGACAAUCGCCUUUAGUGGAAGAAGAUAUAAGAAUAACUGCAUGUGGACAUGAAAACCAAAUAUAUAAUGGCGUUCCUGAUUGGCUUUACCAAGAAGAAAUUUUUGAAACUCCAGAGGCGAUUUGGCCAUCUUCUGAUGGAACACAUUUUAUGUACGCACUAUUUAAUGACACCAAUGUUGGAAUGAUGACGUACCCGUGGUUAUCGUCUGGAGCUUUAUUCUCUGGAAGCGGGAUGUUUUCUGGAAGUAUUUUUCCUGAAACAAAAAUUGUUAGAUUUCCAACUCCAGGAACUACUAAUCCGGAGGUGGAGUUGUGGGCUGUUGACAUAACUAAUCUGAGCCACAUUCAAAAAUUUAACAUUAAACCUCCUGCCUCUAUUGAUGGACAAGACUACUACCUCACAUCAGCAGGUUGGAUAUCUGAUACCAAUUGCCAAGUAUCGGUAGUGUAUAUGGGAAGAUCCCAAAAUUACAGUGUGAUUUCAUUGUGUUCUAAAGUUAAAGACUGGAAUUGCUUGGAAGUUCACUCUGAACGUGCUCCAGAAGAUGAAUGGUUGGAUAUCUUUCCCCACCCGGUAUUUUCUUCAGAUGGUAGCAGUUUCUUAUUUUUGGCUAAUAUUCAGGAGUCCGAAAACUACCAAUUUAGACAUAUUAAACAUGUGACGAUAUCACAGCGAAGAAUUUCGGUUAUUUCCCAUGGUCGAUAUGAAGAAAACUGACAUUUCUGACCCUGAUUUUAAAAUUGAUAACGAUUGUGACAUGGACAAAAAUACCAUUGACAUCAACUUAACAAAUUAGUACUGCACCCAGGGACUAAAAAAUUAUCU
Messenger RNA from Drosophila teissieri, 2089 nucleotides. RefSeq names its product dipeptidyl aminopeptidase-like protein 6. The transcript is spliced from 8 exons. NCBI's taxonomy places the organism in Eukaryota, Metazoa, Arthropoda, Insecta, Diptera, Drosophilidae. Gene Ontology annotation, molecular function: dipeptidyl-peptidase activity. The record is from RefSeq and is a predicted model, not a curated record. Gene Ontology annotation, biological process: proteolysis. Bases 608 to 1981 code for a protein of 457 amino acids.